Cyclopterus lumpus (lumpfish) is the source of this 2001-nucleotide messenger RNA. It is a transcript of the gene syn1, whose product is annotated as synapsin I. The record is from RefSeq and is a predicted model, not a curated record. The transcript is spliced from 13 exons. Gene Ontology annotation, cellular component: synaptic vesicle; synaptic vesicle membrane. Gene Ontology annotation, molecular function: ATP binding. NCBI's taxonomy places the organism in Eukaryota, Metazoa, Chordata, Actinopteri, Perciformes, Cyclopteridae. The coding region runs from base 1 to 2001 and encodes 666 amino acids. Gene Ontology annotation, biological process: neurotransmitter secretion.
AUGAACUACCUGCGUCGACGACUCUCGGACAGCAAUUUCAUGUCCAACCUGCCCAAUGGCUACAUGACCGAUCUCCAACGCCCCGACCAGCCGCAAAGCCCCGCAGUGUCGCCCGGCCCGACGGAGAGGCGGCAGUCCCUCAGCCAGUCGCAGCAGCCGCAGCCGCCGCCGCAGCAGCAGCCGCCGCCGCAGCAGCAGCCGCCGCAGCAGCAGCAGCAGCAGCCUGGUGGAGGUGGAGGUGGAGGCUUCUUCUCAUCCAUAUCAAAUGCUGUUAAACAGACCACAGCUGCUGCCGCUGCCACCUUAUCUGAGGCAGCUGACCGGGCAGGAGUCUCCAGCAGUGCCAAGAUGCUCCUGGUUAUCGAUGACCAGCAGACCGACUGGGUGAAGGUCUUCAGAGGAAGAAAGGUCCAUAGUGAAUUUGACAUCAAGGUAGAACAGGCAGAAUUCUCUGAAAUCAGCCUGGUGGUGAAUUCCACAGGCACUUACAAUGUGGACAUUGAUGCAAUCAGGAAUGGGCAUAAGGUUACUAAAUCCUUGAAGCCAGACUUUGUGCUGAUCAGACAGCAUGCCUUCAGCAUGGACAAGAAUGGAGACCACCGGAACAUAGUGAUUGGACUGCAGUAUGCUGGACUGCCAAGUGUUAACUCUUUGCACUCUGUCUACAAUUUCUGUGACAAACCAUGGGUGUUCGCUCAGAUGUCUAGACUCUCCAAGCAACUGGGCUCAGAGGAGUUUCCUCUCAUAGAGCAGGUUUACUACCCAAACCACAAGGAAAUGAUUACCUCGCCCCGCUUUCCUGUCGUGGUAAAGAUGGGCCAUGCUCACUCAGGAAUGGGAAAGGUGAAAGUGGACAAUCAAUAUGAUUUUCAAGAUAUUGCCAGUGUUGUGGCACUGACCAAGACGUAUGCCACAUCCGAGCCCUUCAUUGAUGCAAAGUAUGAUGUCCGCAUCCAGAAGAUCGGCAACCAUUACAAAGCUUACAUGAGAACAUCAAUUUCUGGCAACUGGAAAACCAACACUGGCUCAUCUAUGCUGGAGCAGGUGGCCAUGUCAGACAAGUACAGAAUGUGGGUGGACUCUUGUGCUGAUAUCUUUGGAGGGUUGGAUAUCUGUGCUGUGGAGGCUCUACAUGGUAAAGAUGGCAAGGACUACAUUAUAGAGGUUGAUGACUGUUCGAUGCCACUGAUUGGAGACCAGCAGGACGAGGACCGUGUUCAGAUUGCAGAGCUGGUUAUUUCUAAGAUGAACCAGGCUGUUCCACGCACUUUGAGCUCUUCCACAGCAGGACAGCCUGCACAGAAAGCAGUUUCUCCUCAGCCUGUCUCACAGCCCAAAGUACCACAGGCUCAACAGCGCCCCUCACCUCAGGGUGGUCCUCAGCAAAGUCCCCCAUCUCAGCAGCGCCCACAGCCUCAAGGACAACCUCCUGCACAGCAAUCUGCUGUGAACCCAGCAACCGGUGACCCCAGUGCUCAGGCUAAGGCUACCCAGGGACCUGCAGCCCAGCCACGGCCACCAGGUCAGGGAUCCCCUCAAGGUCAGAGAACUCCUUCUGGUCAGGGCUCUCCUCAGCGAAGCCAGGGAGGUUCACCUCAAGCUCAGAGGCAACAGUCUGUCCCCCUGCAGCAGAAACCUCAACAGAGGCCCGCACAGCCUCCUAGACAGCAGUCAUUGGGGGCAGCGCAGCAACAGAGGGCUCCCGGACAGCCAGGUCGCCCUGGAGGACCCACCACCCAGCAGCCCCGACCUGCUGCUCAAGGCCAUGGGGGCCCAGGAGGACGACCCCCACUGCAGCAAAAGCCUCAGCCCCCAAACAAGCCCAGUCAGGACAACCCGGCUAUGAGCGGUUCUCCACAACUAAACAAGUCCCAGUCUCUUACCAAUACCUUCAACAUUCCAGAAACCCCAGCGCCACGAGCCAGCCUUAGCCAGGAUGAGGUGAAGGCUGAAACCAUACGCAAUCUACGCAAAUCUUUUGCCAGUCUCUUUUCAGACUGA